Molecule: messenger RNA, 2728 nt
Organism: Aphis gossypii (cotton aphid)
Lineage: Eukaryota; Metazoa; Arthropoda; Insecta; Hemiptera; Aphididae
Exons: 2
Coding region: 651-2519 (622 amino acids)
Source: RefSeq, a predicted model, not a curated record
GUAAGUUAUUAUCACGAUGCAGAAAAUCGUCGUUAAAAUAUGAUCUAAGGUGGAGACCGUUAUUUUAAUCUAUUCUGUGAUUAUAAUGAUAAGAUAAAAUGAACAGCUAACUCCAUAGAUAAUACAUGGCUAACUUAUUAAAAUUUCGUGAUUAUAAUAAAAAUUAUAAAUAGUGAAGUGUAGUUAACUAGUUAAUGAGUAAGGAGUAAGGACUUCAAGUAGUUUGACUAGUGCCUACAGACUGUUAAUCGAAAAUGCAGCCUAUUCCGAUACCUUGCUCAUUAUAACUGCUGUAAUGCUGUACAACUGCUGGCCAUCUCUGUAACAAAAUUAAGAAUUUUCAUUACCCCAGUAGGUAUCUUCAAUAAUCUAAGUCCUGUUAAAUAUAAUUAAUAUAAACGUAAACAUAAUAUUGUCUACCUAUGCUUAUGAGUGGUUGUUACACCAACACAAAUUUAAUAUUCUAAUCUGUGUUGACUAAUUUUCAGCACUAGUUCAGUCACAAAAUUAAUUAUUUUUAUUCUGUGGUUCAGUAGUGAAACUCUAAAGCUCAGUUUAGGACGUUAGUCCUUUUAAUGGUUUAAUCCUUACGACAUUCAUGUGACAGACUACAGUAUUUAUAACACAAUUAUCAUUACACCAAUAACAGAAUGUGGAUAAAAAUGAAACAAUAUUCCAUACAAAAUGAAGAAGAUAUUAAUGAAAUAUUAGUGAAUAAUAUGGAUGAUUUUAACAAUGUGUUUGAAUUAAAUAAGAAAAAUAUAUUACAAUCUAACAAGAAAAUUAUGCCGGGCAUGGAUUUAAUUUUGCUCAAAGCGAACUUAACUCCAUUACAAAUCCAAAAAACUAACUCUUCAAAAUCGUUAUUGAGAAAAAACAGUAAAAUGUAUAUUGUAAGUUGUAUUAACAUCAAAAAUAAAAAGGGGGAAUAUUUCAGUUCAUUAAUAGAUGAUAUAAGUGAAAAUGAUAGAAUAAUUGUAAUUAAUGGAGUUGUACUUAAACAGUUUAGUACUUGUAAUUCUAGCAUUUUAACUGUUUUAGUUCGACCUCAAGAUAAUUCUUCAGUUAUCUUAUUUAAAUAUAAAACUGUAUUAGAAAAAUCAAACUCACUACUUGAAAAAAAUCUUUCUUUAUUAACUGGUUCUGGUGUUUAUUCGUUAUUUGGAAAUGUAAAAAAAAUAGAAAGAUAUGAUGAUGAAAAGUUAAUGUAUUUAAGAUUACAAUGUUGUGAUAAAUCAUGUAUAAAAACUCUCAAAUAUUCUAAUUUUGUUAGUGAAUAUAAAAACAAUGUAAAUAAUAAAACAUCUUCUGGAAUAAAAUAUGAUUUUUAUUCAAACAAAAUUAAUAUUUUAGUUAAAUCUCCAAGUAACGAUUUUAUUUCAUUGUCACUUAAUCAACGAAUAUCUUUAAACAAUGUAAAAGUGAAAAAUAUAGAUGAUUCAGAUAUAUUUUUACUACUUAUGAAUGGAAAUAGUCAAAAUAUAAAAGCUGAUCCAAUAGAAAUUGGUAUUAUAAAUUCUCUUAGACCUCCUACAAAACAUUUUCCAAUACCAAAUGAAUUAAAACCUGCAACCCGUCCUAAAAUCAAACCAUUAUCUAGUGAUGUCCAAUUGGUUUUAAAAGAUAAUACUCAGAAAUUAAGUACAAUUAUUUCUUCAUCGGAAACAUUACCAAUAAGUUUUCAACAGAGUGAACAUAAUGAAACAACAUUACUCGAUUCAUCUAAUGAGGAUGUUGUCAAUGUGUCACCACUAAAUCAAGAAUUUUCAACUUCUAUAAUGUCUAUUGAGAAAGACAAUUAUGUUUACAAUGAAGCUAGUUCAUUUGGCCAAAAAAAAUGUAAUGACAACUCAUUAAUUCAAUUAUCAAAUAAAGAUAUUUCAUUAUAUGAAAGGAAAAUAUUUUCACAAAGAGAAAUUUCACCAAGCUCUUCUACGGAUGGUUCAUGUUCUCCUAGUUUCUUUAACACUGAACCAGAAUUAUUAAUAUCCAGUCAAGAAACUCAAUCAAAUAAUUUUAAAUCUAAUAUUUUAAACCAACCUUCACAGUGUAUUGGUCCUUGUAGACUAAUUCAUACCGAACCAAACAUAUUUGUUAGUAAUGAAAUUGUAAGUGGGUAUUGUACAAAAUGUAUAGCAUUUGUUCAAAAAUGUUUUCUAAAAUGGUCAAAUCAAUCUUCAAAUAUGGAAUACAAGUGUCCUAAAUGUUCUAAUAUUGUACAUCUUACAUUUUUUUUUAUAAUGAAUUUUCUGUAUGGAAAAAAUGAAUCCCAAGCUAUACAAGUGUGCUGUUAUAAUAAACAUGCUGAACAUGUAAUCAAAAAAAUUUCAAAAAAAAAUAUAAAACUCGAAGAAUAUUUAUCAAACCAUAGUACCAGAAAACUAGUGAUAAAUUCCAUAAAAUCACUUAUAAGUAAUAAAACAAAAGUAAAUAUAAUCUUUUGUCUUUCACCAAGUGAUAAUACUAAUAUACUUAUGGGAAUAGAUACUAAAUAUGUUGUUACAUCUACAACCGAAUAAAAAAUAAGUAUUAUUAUUAUUAUUUUUCUUUUUUACCUUGUAAAAAUAUUGUAAAUAAUAAUAUAUUUGUAACCAUUUUCAACUUUUUAAUUACUUUUUCUAUUCUAAAUGUGUUGUAAAAAAUUAUCCUAUUAGUUAUUAGUUUUAGUAAUAUACUAUAUUAUUAAUAUCUGUACAGUAUUUGUGUAAAUAGAGUCAAUAAUAAUAAU